AUGCCUUCUGCAAUGUUGCGAGGUUGCACUGUGCCAAGCGCUCCGUGCCUGCUAGCUCGCGGCUUCCCGUUCACGCUCCACUUUUUCCAGAUGUCUUUGCCUCCAGUCGAUCGCUCGUCUAAGUUAUCUCAUUCAUCAGAACGCUCUGACGAGCUUUUACCCCUGCUAGUGCAACGCUAA
Molecule: messenger RNA, 180 nt
Organism: Plenodomus lingam JN3
Lineage: Eukaryota; Fungi; Ascomycota; Dothideomycetes; Pleosporales; Leptosphaeriaceae
Source: RefSeq, a predicted model, not a curated record